Messenger RNA from Serinus canaria (Common canary), 255 nucleotides. RefSeq lists its product as uncharacterized. The transcript has 3 exons. NCBI's taxonomy places the organism in Eukaryota, Metazoa, Chordata, Aves, Passeriformes, Fringillidae. The annotation marks the transcript as partial. The record is from RefSeq and is a predicted model, not a curated record.
CCUGCUCUGUCCUGCUCUGUCCCACUCUGUCCCGCUCUGUCCCCCUCUCUCCGUGUGUCCUGCUCUUGUGUCCCAGUGUCUCCCAGUCUGUCCCAGUGUGUUCCAGUCAGUCCCAGUGUGUCCCAAUCAAUCCCAGUCCCUCCCAGUCUGUCCCCAUCUGUCCCAGUGCCUCCCAGUCUGUCUCAGCCUAUGCCUGUCUGUCCUAGUCCCUCCCAGUCCAUCCCAGUCCACUCUAGUCUGUCCCAGUUUUCCUAG